AUGAUUACGGCUUUUUUUAUAUUCAAUCAGAAGGGUGAUGUCAUUAUCUCCAAGCUGCUCCGGGAGGGAGUCCGGAGGAAUGUGGCCGAUGCGUUCCGGAUCCAGGUGAUAACCAGUUCGGAGGUACGGUCUCCCGUUCUUACUCUUGGGUCAACCACGUUUCUACACAUCAAACACGGCUCGCUGUGGAUAGUGGCUGUUACGCGAUCGAAUGCGGAUGCCAGUCUGGUCUUCGAGUUCCUCAACAAGUUCCUGUCGCUUAUGUUGAAUUUCCUCGGAACAACUGUGUUGGAUGAAAACACAGUCAAAAACAAUUUCACGUUUAUUUACGAACUUUUGGAUGAAACCACCGACUUCGGGUUUCCUCAGAACAUGGAGAUCAACGGACUGAAGCAGAACAUAAGCGUUCCCGUGGCGUACGGAUCAUCAGAUUUUCUGAGGAGAUCAUCUGCUGUUCCUUCCAGUGGCAUUCCAGCGAGUGGUUCAGCCGGUGGGUUUCUAGCACGAGCUGGUACAUUGAGAAGGCGGAGUUCGGCCGCUCUCUCAAGUCCAAACACAUCGGCCGGAGCCGUUUCCUGGAGACAUGCGGGAAUCAAGCAUCGGAGAAACGAGGUGUUUCUGGAUGUCUUUGAAGACGUGAGUCUUUUGAUGUCCGUUAACGGAACCAUUCUGAGGUCCGUGGUGGAUGGAAGAAUAAUGAUGAACAGUAAACUAUCGGGAAUGCCCGAAUGCUCUUUUGGUUUUAACAAGCAGUCACAUGGUCAGACGUCUGCUCAGGAUGUCUUGAAGGACUGCAAAUUCCACCAGUGUGUGGAUCUGCAGACUUUUGACCGUGAUCAGCUUAUCAAAUUCAUACCUCCAGAUGGAGAGUUUGAGCUCAUGACAUACCGAGUGGAGGAUGUUGAUCUUCCAUUUAAAGUGAAUGCCUCGGUCACUACGUUUGCAAAUAAGGCUGUUGAGUACUCGAUAUCAAUCUCCUCAAAUUUUCCGGCAAAAGUCGGAAGCAGUAUGGUGGUUAUGCGCAUUCCAACUCCACCUGGAACGAUCAAGGCCCACAUCGGCAAGUUGUCCAGUGGGAAGGCUAAGUUCAUUGCCCAGGAAAACCUGAUUGAGUGGAAAAUCUUCCAUUUCAACGGCUCUGUGACUCAGACAUUCAAAGCGUCUGUUGAUAUUGCUUCUGUGGGCAGUCAGGAAAGCCUUCUCGCAUGGGUAAGACCACCGAUCUCGGUCAACUUCUCGGUCAAAAUGCACACAUUCUCUGGACUCUUGGUGAAUUUCCUCAAGGUCAACGAACCGUCGGGCUACAAUGCUGUGAAAUGGGUCAAAUAUCUGUCUCAGUCAAAAUCCUACGAAGUGAGAUAUUAG
This is a messenger RNA of Kuraishia capsulata CBS 1993, 1365 nucleotides long. RefSeq lists its product as uncharacterized. The transcript is spliced from 2 exons. Gene Ontology annotation, biological process: intracellular protein transport; clathrin-dependent endocytosis. Bases 1 to 1365 code for a protein of 454 amino acids. Gene Ontology annotation, molecular function: clathrin-cargo adaptor activity. Gene Ontology annotation, cellular component: cytoplasmic vesicle; AP-2 adaptor complex. Lineage: Eukaryota; Fungi; Ascomycota; Pichiomycetes; Pichiales; Pichiaceae. The record is from RefSeq and is a predicted model, not a curated record.